AUGGAGCUUUUUCACUCGCCCACCUUCGCUGCGGAUGUGAAAGACUUGAUGAAGCAGCAUCAUGUCCCCGGUCUAGCGGUUGCCAUUAUACAAGACGAUCAAGUCGACUCGGCGGGAUAUGGAAAUGCGUGUCUGCAUCCUGAAAUCCCUUGCACAGCGGAUACACUGUUUGAUAUUGCAUCAUCUGCCAAAUCUCUCACUGCUGCGGCGGUGGGGUUGCUAGUCGACGAUAACGAGAGCUUUCCUGAUGUACAGUACGACGCCGUGAUGUCUACUCUUCUCCCUGACGAUUUUGUUAUGUCUGGAGAAGGGUAUACAGAAGGAGUCACCGUGGAGGACAUUUUAGGUCAUCGGAGUGGGCUCCCCGGCCACGAUGAUUCGUACAUGAGUGUGCGAGCAGCACAGCCAGACAAUGCUCGGUCUAUUACAAGAAAUCUCAGAAAUCUCCCCGUCGCUGCCCCGAUCCGCUCAAAAUACAUUUACUGUAAUAUGAUGUAUACUGUGGCCAGCUAUCUGGUGGAAGUCAGAAGCGGGUGUGAUUUUGCCACAUUUCUUGAGAAGCGGUUCUUCCAGCCCCUGGACAUGCAAUCAACUACUCUUCAACCAAGCAGUGCACGAGCAAGAGGUUUGGAAGCCCGGAUGGCAACUGGCUAUACUUGGAACAAAGCCGACUCGGCAUAUCGUGGCCUGGAAAGUCCAGACUGCCCGGAAGGUCAAGGCGCAGGCUCAAUUAUAUCAAGCGUGAAUGACUUUAUCAAAUUCGUCAAAGCUUUGGUUAAUCAGGAACACCCUAUCAAUCAAAAUGUCUAUAGAGGACUCACUCGCAUGCGAGCGUUCGUGAACCCAGAUCCAGCAAAGCGGAAGCGAUACACAUCCCCAGUGGCAUACGGUGCCGGGUUAGAUAUUUACUUUUACAGAGGACAUAUGGUUGUCGGUCACAAUGGCGUGUAUUCUGGAUUCGGAAGUCGUUUCUUCUUCCUUCCAGAUUUCGCAUUUGGCUCGGUCAUCCUAGGAAAUUCAGAGGGAGCGAAUGCCGUUGCUACCAUUCUGGUCCAAAGAUUAAUCGAUAACCUUCUUGGGGUUGAGAACGAAACACCACAUCACAACAACAAAAUCAAAACCACGCAGAAGUCCCAGUCCAAAUCAAAAGCAAAAGAUACACAGUCCACGAAGAAAAAUACAGAGCAUCAUAAAAGCAAAGAUGGUGGUAAGAAAUUACAACAAAAUAUUUCCCUACAGCCGCCAACGAUGCCUCUGAGCGCUUACAUUGGCCAUUACUGGAAUCCGGGGUAUCAUGAUCUACUGGUUCAAAUUAGAGAUGAUGCACUUUUUAUCGAUGCUACAGAUCGUUCAAUGGGAUUUACCCUGAAGUUUGAACAUGUGUGCGAUGGAAAACACUUUAAUGCGCGUAUUACUGAUUGGCUUGAUGGCAGUGAUGACUUGACCAAAGCAGAGUUUGUGAUAGAACAGGGUCAAGUUAUAAAAUUAGGUCUGCGACUUGAAAAUAUGCUAAAGGAAAUGACCUGGUUUGAGAAGAAAGAGGUUAUUCCUUGA
This is a messenger RNA of Talaromyces atroroseus, 1554 nucleotides long. RefSeq lists its product as hypothetical. Bases 1 to 1554 code for a protein of 517 amino acids. NCBI's taxonomy places the organism in Eukaryota, Fungi, Ascomycota, Eurotiomycetes, Eurotiales, Trichocomaceae. The record is from RefSeq and is a predicted model, not a curated record. The transcript is spliced from 2 exons.